Molecule: messenger RNA, 969 nt
Organism: Penicillium canariense
Lineage: Eukaryota; Fungi; Ascomycota; Eurotiomycetes; Eurotiales; Aspergillaceae
Exons: 3
Source: RefSeq, a predicted model, not a curated record
GCGAGAAUGCUAAUCCACUUUCUUCUGGUGCUGUGCACACUGUGGCAGUCAGGCGUUGCUGAUUCGGACAACUGCUCAAGCAGUGUUACGAUAUCCAGUCAAAGUGAUGCCAACAAUCUGGCCAGCUGCGACACCCUCGAUGGCAGCGUCACGAUUUCAUCUUCUGUCAGUGGGGUCAUCACAUUGAACAAUGUUGCGGAGAUCAAGGGCUCCUUUACCAUGGAGGGGGCGUCGGGGCUAACGAAACUCAUCGUCCCAGACCUCGAAACCCUCCAGGGUGCUCUCACGUUGGUAAAUCUGGAAUCCCUGACCGAUCUGACCAUGAGCGCGUUGUCAGAAGUUUCGUCCGGGAUCAUCAUCACGGGCAACUCAAUGCUGAAGAGCCUGAACUUGGAGAAGCUAGAAAAAGUGGAUGGACAAUUAGAGCUGACGGGCUCAUUCACCAGCGUGUCACUGCCGUCCCUGGAUGAAGUCAAAGGCCAAACGACCAUUCGUGGCGCGAAGGUCUUGUCUUGCAAAACUCUUGAUAGCCUACAGUCCGAGGGUGUAUAUCAGGGUGCAUACUCCUGCACAGCUACGGACUCGAGCGGUGCCUCUCUCAGCCCGGGCACCAAAGGGGGCAUCGCAGUUGGCGUCAUCGUUGGGGUUAUAUUGAUUCUGCUGCUUUUAUGGUAUGUGCUUAGGCGGCGACGAAAUCGGAAGAACCGAUCUACUUCGCUUGAAUCAUCAUCCUCGCCACCCUCAGUGGUCCCAGAUGAGAAGCAACCUAGCCGUGGAUAUCAGCCUGUGCCUUUACAAGAAUCCAAGCCGAUGGUGCCGAGGGAACCCAUCGGGCCUGCUGCCGCCCAACUGGACCAUCGCUCAAUCUACGAAGCGCCCGUUGCGCCGACUCCGGUUCGUGAAUACCACGAGUUAGACGCGGGCCCAGUUUUUAGCUCACACCAACGGCCGAUUUAUCCGGAGGCGUGA